Ipomoea triloba (trilobed morning glory) is the source of this 471-nucleotide messenger RNA. Its product is annotated as dnaJ homolog subfamily C member 17-like. NCBI's taxonomy places the organism in Eukaryota, Viridiplantae, Streptophyta, Magnoliopsida, Solanales, Convolvulaceae. The coding region runs from base 1 to 471 and encodes 156 amino acids. The record is from RefSeq and is a predicted model, not a curated record. The transcript has a single exon.
AUGGAUUCCGAUCAUUAUGCCGUUUUAGGCUUACCCUCCGGCGAAGAAGGAGCCAGGCUUUCUGAUAAAGAGAUAGCUAAAGCCUACCGUGUAAAAGCUCUGGAGUUACAUCCCGAUAAAAGACCUAAUGAUCCAAAUGCAAACAUUUUCUUUCAAAAAUUGAAGGCUUCAUAUGAGAUUCUCAGGGAUAGGAAGGCUAGGAAAGAGUAUGACGAUCGUCUCAGGGCUAAAAGACGUGCCGCUGCUGCUACUCCGCCGCCUAUAACCCGGGUACAUGGGCCGUGGAAAAAGAGUCUUGAAAGGUUUCAGACGUACAAAGAUUUAGAAAGCCAAAAGAUGACACAAAGUUCUUCGUUUCGUAUUAUUUAUCGUGUUCAUGCCUUCUCUCUGCUUUGUGUGCUCCUGCUCCUUAUUUUGCUCUGUCAGCUAUACUUUCAAUCAGCUGUGUUAGUGACUGUGUCCAUAUACUAA